UCUCACCGGCCCUGCGUGACACUAACCCCUUCUCUCUUCUCAGGUAACCCGAGGACCAUGGACGGUGACGAGGGCCAAGACCUGUCCCAAGUUUCAGGGAAGGAGAGCCCGCCAGUGAGCGACACCCCGGAGGACAGCGACGAGCCCAUGCCGGUCCCCGAAGACCUGUCCACCACGUCCGGAGGCCAGCAGGGCGCCAAGGCCGACAGGGGCGCGGUUUCUUAUGGGGCUGACGGCUUUAGGGAUUUCCAUGCAAUAAUCCCCAAUUCUUUCUCUCGUAAGUAUAUGCUUUGCUUCUAAGUAAACGUGGACAUG
This is a messenger RNA of Myotis brandtii (Brandt's bat), 315 nucleotides long. RefSeq names its product IKAROS family zinc finger 1 (Ikaros) (gene IKZF1). The transcript is spliced from 4 exons. The coding region runs from base 58 to 300 and encodes 80 amino acids. The record is from RefSeq and is a predicted model, not a curated record. NCBI's taxonomy places the organism in Eukaryota, Metazoa, Chordata, Mammalia, Chiroptera, Vespertilionidae.